AUGGAAAACGUCUUUCCCGACCCCGUUCACCAACAAAUCUUCUCGCAUCUGAGUCCCCGCCGCGGCGAGCUGCCGAUUCAUGUGGUGGAGACGAUUGCUGGCAACAUCUCUUUCCUGGUCAAAUACACGGCUGGCUACAAAGUUCUCCCCUCCCAAGUCUCUGUCAGCGUCGUUGACGUGCGCGGGCCUGAUAAUGGUCUGCUCGGCCACAAGGCCAUGGUGUGCAUACAUGGCGCCCCGGGCCGCUUCAAGGUCGUCGUUACCAAGGAAGUCGCAUACGGCCGCAACGUCGUCAUCGGGCUGAGUGAAAAGGUGGAUCGCGUUGUGCGCGAGAUUGUGAGUAAGGAGGGCAACGACGGGUUUGGUGAUUUUUGA
Bipolaris maydis ATCC 48331 is the source of this 375-nucleotide messenger RNA. RefSeq lists its product as uncharacterized. Lineage: Eukaryota; Fungi; Ascomycota; Dothideomycetes; Pleosporales; Pleosporaceae. The record is from RefSeq and is a predicted model, not a curated record.